AUUAUUUUACUUUGGUAACAUAAAAUAUAACGCCGGUCGCAUUUUUUCCUGAUUCUUGACAUUUUUGUCAAUUUUUCUGAUUUAUCUAAUAGGUACUAAUUAGAAACAAAAAUGAACGGCUUAGUUAAAACUGCGCACAGGGUAAUGCAAAGUUGUGUGAAAAACUCAAGUCUAACAGGUAUCGUGAGCCGCACACAGACACCCGUGAAGCGUGAUUUCACAAGAGGAAUAUGGCAUAUGAGCUGCUCCAAGCGGCUGGAUGGCACCCUGGCUUCCUCCAGCCUUCUUCACAACCAUUCCAACACGUGCAGCUGCGGGUGCGGCCUCAAAGCCAUGCACACAAAAGCAGAUAGAGGAGACGCUGAUUCUGUGAAACCCAAGCCUCUGGGUGAGAGAGAACUGGUGGAGUUCUUAACCGAGGAGAUAGUAGCAGAACGUAAAGCUCAGAAGGUGAAGUCCCUACCGGCUGAGGUGGACGGCUUCUCUGUGAAGGGAGACGGAGCUGAGGUAGUGCUCACCAAGCAGCUGAAAGAUGAAGUAGUUAAAGUGACUUUCAAUGUGAACCACACUGUGGAUUCCGAGGACUUUGGUGAGGGCGAGCCACAGCAGGACAAGCAGGAGUUCUCGGAGAUGCGCUCGCGGCCGCAGUUCGAGGUGGACGUGGUCCGCGGCGACACAACGCUCGGGUUCACAUGCUCGUUCCUGCAGGACCCGCCACCCUCAUCCGCCGAUGAGUACAAUGACAUCUUUGGUAUCGACGAGGUGACCAUCUACAAGGGCGAGUGGAACGACAAAGUGUACGCAGUCGCUGGAGACGUGCUCGACGGCUACCUAUAUGACCUGCUGAUGAACGUGCUCGAAGAAAAGGGCAUCAGCAACGAGUUCGCGCAGAAACUGUCGGACUUCAGCACCGCGUACGAGCAUGCCGCCUACAUCAACCUGCUCGAAACUAUAUCCAAAUUCACCAUUGGCAAGUAGUUGCCAACAUCUACAAGCAAAAUGCGACCAAAUACCAUUUUUAGAUACCUUGCAACCAUAAAACCAUUCAUCUUUGUUAGAUACCAUGCAACCAAAAGAUAUGUUGAGACCAAAAAAUGGUAGCAAGGUGUAAAAUCCUUUUAGGCCAUUAUAAUGUAGAUAAAUCUGUAUGUAGUAGUUAUUAGAAUGUUACCUAUAAUUCAGACUAAGCUCAAAUUUUUGUUUGAUGGCACUGUUUAAGAUCACUACCCUGUUUUAUGUCUAAAGAAACUUGUCUUUAUAUAUUAAUCAAUGCAAGAAAAUAAAUUUGAGGCGACCAGCGUCAUCUAAUAUUUAGAUAGAUUUGAAUCUUAUGUAGUUAGAAAUAAGAAUUGAAACCAUGUUGUUCAAACCAUGAAAAACGAAUUGUUUGUGACUGCCUUGUGUUGAAGCAUUUACGUUGUAGUUCAGCUUUAAUGUUUAGUUUAGUUGUGGACGCGGUGUCGAUUGUUUUACGUUAGUGUUAAUUAGAUUUAAAAUGCCACAAUAAAUACUGUUAAAUUA
Messenger RNA from Manduca sexta (tobacco hornworm), 1521 nucleotides. RefSeq names its product complement component 1 Q subcomponent-binding protein, mitochondrial (gene P32). The transcript has 6 exons. The record is from RefSeq and is a predicted model, not a curated record. Gene Ontology annotation, cellular component: mitochondrial matrix. Gene Ontology annotation, biological process: cytosolic ribosome assembly. Bases 112 to 978 code for a protein of 288 amino acids. NCBI's taxonomy places the organism in Eukaryota, Metazoa, Arthropoda, Insecta, Lepidoptera, Sphingidae.